Messenger RNA from Sceloporus undulatus (fence lizard), 3928 nucleotides. It is a transcript of the gene ECE2, whose product is annotated as endothelin converting enzyme 2. The record is from RefSeq and is a predicted model, not a curated record. The coding region runs from base 190 to 2610 and encodes 806 amino acids. Lineage: Eukaryota; Metazoa; Chordata; Lepidosauria; Squamata; Phrynosomatidae. The transcript has 19 exons. Gene Ontology annotation, molecular function: metalloendopeptidase activity. Gene Ontology annotation, biological process: protein processing. Gene Ontology annotation, cellular component: plasma membrane.
UGUGCCUGCGUUGCAACCCUUCUUCACUGGGCUUUGGGAAGGGAACAGAUAGCUAUGAAUAGCCCUUUGGGAAGAGCCUCCCAGCUGGAGGAAUAAAAAGCUCCCAGGCCAGUGGAGGCUUUCCUUUCACUGGGAUGGAUGGUUUAGUCCAGGUUAACCUCAUUGAAUGCAGCCAAGGGGUCCCUGGGCAUGACUUCUUUAACCAGAGGCAGGAAUCGCAUGGAGAGAAUAGGGAAAGGGUUCCUGCACCACAAAAGAGGAAGAGCGCUUCAACACGUUUGCACAGAUUUUUUAAAUGCAAAACUGACAGCAUGCAGAUGUGAAAUGAAGCAACCAGGACAGAUGGCGGAGUACAAGCGCGCCAUGUUCCAGGACGAAGAAGCGCCAGACGCCGCUGGGGACGGGAGCACCUCUCCUGAUGGCCUGGAGGUGGGCUUCAGGAAAAGCGAUGCCCCGCUGUUGAGCCGCCUGGGCUCCCGAACCCAGUUGAAGCUGGUGCUGUGCGCCGUCUCUCUCUUCACGGCUCUGCUGUUGCUCAGCUCGGUCAUUGCUAUGGGCAUUCAAUACAGCAAAGAUCCCUCGCACACCACUUGCCUGACGGAGGCUUGCGUCAUCGUAGCCGGUAAGAUCCUGGAGGCCCUGGACCGGGAGACCGACCCCUGCGAGGACUUCUACCAAUAUGCCUGCGGAGGCUGGAUCAAGCGCAACCCGCUGCCAGAUGGCCGCUCCAAGUGGAGCACUUUCAACAGCAUUUGGGACCAGAAUCAGGCCAUCAUGAAGCACCUGCUAGAAAAUGCCACGUUCAACUCCAGCAGCGAAGCAGAAAGGAAGACCCAGCGUUUUUACCUCUCUUGCCUGAAGGAGCAGAAGAUUGAGGAGCUGGGCUCCCAGCCACUGAUGGACCUCAUUGAGAAGAUCGGCGGCUGGAACAUCACUGGCCCUUGGAACCAGACUAACUUCAUGGAGGUCUUGAAACUGGUGUCAGGGACCUAUAGAGCCUCUCCGUUCUUUACUCUGUUUGUGGGUGCGGAUUCCAAGAGCUCCAACAGCAACAUCAUCCAGCUGGACCAGUCAGGCCUUUUCUUGCCCUCGCGGGAUUACUACCUGAACAAGACCGCCAACGAGAAGGUGCUGGCUGCCUACUUGGAUUACAUGGUGGAGCUGGGGAUGCUCCUUGGCGGAGCCAGAGCAUCCACAGAAGAACAGAUGCAGCAAGUGCUGGAGCUGGAGAUCCAGCUGGCCAACCUCACCGUCCCUCAAGACGAGCGCCGGGACGACGAGAAGAUCUACCACAAGCUGAACAUUGCGGAGCUGCAGGUGCUUGCCCCUGCCAUCGACUGGCUGGACUUCGUCUCCUCCUUCCUUUCGCCGCUGGAGCUGUCGGAGGCUGAGCCGGUGGUGGUUUAUGGCAAGGAAUACUUGGAGCAAGUGUCCCAGCUCAUCAACAACAGCGACAGAAGCGUCUUGAACAAUUAUAUGAUUUGGAACCUGGUUCAGAAAAUGGCCUCCAGCCUGGACCAGCGGUUUGAGACGGCCCAGGAGAAGCUCUUGGAGACCCUUUAUGGGACCAAGAAGUCCUGCACCCCUCGCUGGCAAACCUGCAUCUCCAACACAGACGACACUUUGGGCUUUGCCCUCGGGUCCUUGUUCGUAAAAGCCACCUUCGACAGACACAGCAAGAAGAUUGCUGAGGACAUGAUCACUGAGAUACGCACAGCCUUUGAGGAGUCCUUGGACCAGCUGGACUGGAUGGAUGAGAAGACGAGGCAAGCGGCUAAAGAGAAGGCUGACUCCAUCUAUGACAUGAUUGGCUUUCCAGAGUUCAUCCUGGAUGAUAAGGAGCUGGACGAUGUCUACGAUGGGUAUGACGUCUCAGAAGACUCCUUCUUCCAGAACAUGCUGAACUUCUACAAUUUCUCUGCCCGCUUCAUGGCAGACCAGCUGAGGAAGCCCCCCAACCGAGACCAGUGGAGCAUGACCCCACAGACCGUCAAUGCUUACUACCUCCCCAACAAGAACGGCAUUGUCUUCCCCGCAGGGAUCCUCCAGGCUCCGUUCUACGCUCGCAGCCACCCCAAGGCCCUCAACUUUGGAGGCAUUGGCGUUGUGAUGGGGCACGAACUCACCCAUGCUUUCGAUGACCAAGGCCGUGAGUAUGACAAAGAGGGGAACCUGCGUCCUUGGUGGCAGAACUCAUCUCUGGAGGCGUUCAAGAACCGGACGGAGUGCAUGACAGAACAGUACAGCAAGUACCUUGUCAACGGGGAGCAUGUCAACGGCAAGCAGACUUUGGGUGAGAACAUUGCCGACAACGGGGGACUCAAGGCAGCCUACAAUGCUUAUAAAGUUUGGCUGAAGAAGAACGGCGAGGAGAAACGCCUGCCGUCUGUGGACCUCACAAGCCACCAGCUUUUCUUCUUAGGAUUUGCCCAGGUCUGGUGUUCUGUGCGCACGCCGGAGAGCUCGCACGAGGGCCUGAUGACAGACCCCCACAGCCCUGACAAGUUCCGGGUCAUCGGGACCCUGAGCAACUCCCGGGACUUUAUAGAGCACUUCCAGUGCCCUGCUGGCUCCCUCAUGAACCCUGGGAAGCACUGCGAAGUCUGGUAGACAGAGGAAGCGAGGCGAGGCAAGCUGCCCCUGGCAGGAGUCUGUACAUACAUACAACUGCCCCAUUGCACAACCCAGCCCACAGGUGCCAUAGCGGUGGGUCAUCCAGGUAGUGGAUCCUAGAGCCCAGGUGCCAGGAGAAAAGUGAGCGUACCCAGUAUUGCCCUCCUGAGCCCACGCCAAAGGGGCAAGCGGGAGCAAAAGCACAGCUUCAUUCCUCUCUGCCGACCACAUCGUUCCAUGCGCCCCGAGAAGAAUUGCCGGCUCGGCUCCUUUGACUUUUAUUUCUGGUCUUCAGCUUCCCCAGGAAAUACUUUUGUGGUGGUGCUUCUGACUUCUUGCCGUGCCAGAUCCACUUUUCUAGGACAGACAUAGCUUGGCCUUUACAAGCGCUGUUUUCAGGACUGGGUCUAGGAAGGCCCUCGAAGAAGUGGAUUACUUAGAUGGAGCAGGGUUGGGGAGUGUUUGAGUCCUGGUUCAGUCGGGGGCCUCAUUUAGAGUUACGGGAGCUUCAGGUGCAAGAAGAAGGGCUUUAAAGCUUGGGGUACCGAAAGAUGCAAAAUGUUAGCACUUUUGGGUCAGAGAAGGGACUCUCCAAUCCAUCAUUCUGUUUCCACGAAGCCAGCCAGAUCCUUCCUAGAAGCUUACAAGCAGAAUCCACUCCUUCUUGUUUGCUUUCACUGUUCUAUCUCUGUUAUUUAGAGGUACACUGCCACAUCUAAUAACCAUUGGUAGAAGGCUAGGUGUACUCUCUGUGUACAUCUUUAACUUUUCCUGUUACAAAACCGUCUAAGCGAAUGGCCAUUAGGAUCUACUGCACUGUUCAAGGGUCAGAGUGUAGCUAAAAUUUGGAGGACUCCGUCUGAGCAUUUCCUCCGCUCCUUCCGCCACGCCAGGCUGCGAUCGCUGGCAUACAUGUGUCCCUCUGUUUCCCCACAGGUCAUAAUUCCAAAGAAAAGCACAGCCCUGGCAUAAGACAAUUCCCCCUCCUGCCAGCUUUGUGAAGAUGAAGCCAAGCUGAUGGUACUGUGAAGCAGGAAAGGAAGAUGUCUCAGGGCCUGUUCCCACUUACAUUUAAACCAGUUUGCGAUUUGCCCUCGGUCCGUGUUGAUAAAUCGACUCCAAAAGGUCCGUCGUUCCCACUAUGAAAGCAGAUCUUUUCAUUAUCCCCUUGUAAUCACUUCUUUUUUGGCACGAUUGUCAUCCCCAAUACUUUGAGCCGCUUCAGAAUGCAUGUCAAUCAUCUGUGUGUCAUCAAUUAUGUAAGCGGCAGCCCGGGCAGCCUGGCUUGGGAACUAUAGAUAUAUAGAUAUAUAUA